AUGGCUGGGGGUGAAGAAGGUCCAGCUGGUGGCUCAGUGUCCGAGCCUCUGGAUCUCGUGCGCCUACUCCUAGAUGAGGUAGUAUUCGUCAAGUUACGAGGUGAUCGAGAAUUAAAAGGCCGCCUUCAUGCAUAUGACAGCCAUAUGAACCUAGUCCUUGGCGAUGUUGUCGAGACUAUAUAUAUAGUGGACGAGGAUGACGAAGAAGAGGAAAUAAGAACAACAACCAAGAAGUCCGAAAUGCUGUUUGUGCGAGGAGACAGUGUUGUCCUAGUCUCUCCUCAGAAUUCGUCAUAA
This is a messenger RNA of Hypoxylon fragiforme, 297 nucleotides long. Its product is annotated as like-Sm domain-containing protein. Gene Ontology annotation, biological process: mRNA splicing, via spliceosome; P-body assembly. The record is from RefSeq and is a predicted model, not a curated record. Gene Ontology annotation, molecular function: RNA binding. The coding region runs from base 1 to 297 and encodes 98 amino acids. The transcript is spliced from 4 exons. NCBI's taxonomy places the organism in Eukaryota, Fungi, Ascomycota, Sordariomycetes, Xylariales, Hypoxylaceae. Gene Ontology annotation, cellular component: U4/U6 x U5 tri-snRNP complex; catalytic step 2 spliceosome; precatalytic spliceosome.